This is a messenger RNA of Ostrea edulis (European flat oyster), 2159 nucleotides long. RefSeq names its product neuropeptide SIFamide receptor-like. Gene Ontology annotation, molecular function: G protein-coupled receptor activity; peptide binding. Gene Ontology annotation, cellular component: membrane. NCBI's taxonomy places the organism in Eukaryota, Metazoa, Mollusca, Bivalvia, Ostreida, Ostreidae. The record is from RefSeq and is a predicted model, not a curated record. Gene Ontology annotation, biological process: G protein-coupled receptor signaling pathway. The transcript is spliced from 3 exons. Bases 980 to 2095 code for a protein of 371 amino acids.
UUGUAAGUGGUCGGAUAGUCUUAUAUGUGUCUCUUUUAUUAGAUGUAUGGUCUAAUACCCAACGGAGUAGUACUUCGUCCUCCAGAUGGCAUUGGAAAAUUCUUCACGCAGUAUGGGAUUUACAUAUAUAUAUAUAUAUACAAGCCACAUAAGACACUAGCUGUGAUUGAUUAACUUACGUUACACGAAAUUGAAGAUUUUGUUCCGAUUUGUUCUUAUAGAUGAGUAUGCCUACGAAAACAUUUUCCAAGAUACAGAUUUCGUUGCUGUCGUUGUGGAUUUACUCGUCCAGAAAGCGCCGGACUUAAUUAGAGUUUGUCACUCCGGAUGUACGCAUCUUUAUCAAGUUCACUCACUAGGAAUUAAGUAGGGAUAACUGUUAUAGAAAAUAAUACCUUUAAGGUCGUCAUUGUAUGCUGGGUUAAUCAAGGAGAAUGAGAGAAAUUGGAUGCAGACAAUUAGAUAAAUAUUUUCAUUAGAAAAGGAGCUCGGGACGAAAUGCAUGCUUGAGUUUUUGCCAUGUUGUACGUAGAUUUUUUAUCAGCAAAUAAAAGUUGUAUAAAACACUAUUUUAAUGCGCACAUAAAGCCCACUCCUGGCCACGUCGGAAGAAGGCUUUCCAAUUCCUGAAGCAUAUAAUUGAGUUAAUUGAUAAAAAAUCUUUGAAAAAAUAUUAAGUGCCAAGUAACUGGUAAAGUUUCCCAAGUAGUGAGCAGGGAUCUUGAAAUGUGUACCUUCAAUCAAUAGGGAUCGAAUAUCGUCAAACUAGAAUGACAGAUCGUUAGUCGAACAGCGAAAACAUUACCAAGCGAUAUUUAACGAUAGGACUGGAAUCGACUGUGGAGAAGUUAAUGGUCACACGUAUUCCAGAGAGCGAAGUCCACUAACAGCACACAUUAAGGAGUAUAUAGAUCAUAAUAUUAAGACAUCCAUUCAUACCGUUGAAACUCUUUUACGGGAAGCAUACUACAGCAUUGUAAUGGAGAACAAUUCUAGUGGAGAGAGAGUAAAUGUGAGUUUUGCCCCGGAACUGAAGCACGACUUGGACGUUAUUGCCAUUUAUGCAGUGGCAUAUUCUUUGAUAUUUCUUUUCGCUUUCUUUGGGAAUCUUACCGUGAUUAUUGUGGUGGUCAGACAUCGAUGGAUGCACACAAGGACCAAUUUUUUCAUCGUAAAUCUAGCUGUGGCCGAUCUUUUGGUCGCUCUUGUGGUUAUGCCAAUCAACACAAUGAUAAAUAUAUUUUUUGAUUGGAGAUACGGUGCUGCAUUGUGCAAGUUGACACCGUUCCUUCAAGGGAUAUCUGUCUGUGCCUCUGUGAAUACGCUUGCAGCGAUUGCGAUUGAUAGGUGUCUGGCAAUCUGUUAUCCGCUGAACUAUAAGAUCACAUGGAGGAAUUGUAAAAUCAUAAUGUAUGGCAUCUGGAUGUUCAGCAUUGUACUAAUGAUUCCCAACUUAAUAGUGUAUGAUAUAGACGAGUUCCACCUUUACUCACCGCCGAUGGAUGUUUGCUCACCGAAAUGGCCAUCGGCAACUCUUGAAACGAUCUAUUUUCUUGCUGGAUCAUUACUGUUUUGUUACUCCAUUCCUUUGGCAGUGAUUAUCACGUGUUAUUGUUUAAUUGGCUACAAAGUAUGGAACAGGAAGGCUCCAGGUGUGUACGGAUUAAACGGAAUAAUUCACAGAUCAAAAAUAAAAGUCGUAAAAAUGCUAGUCGUCGUAGUGGUACUGUUUGCAGCCUCGUGGUUUCCACUGUGGGUGGUAUAUAUAAAACUCAGACUUGAUCCUCAUCCAGAUGACAGUUUCUUGUUGUUUAAUUACGUUAUUCCAAUCUGCCAGUGGCUUGGAUCCGCCAACAGUGGGAUUAAUCCCAUUAUAUACAGCCUGUUUAGUAGAAAAAUUCGUAUGAGAAUAAAAACAAUGAUAAUGUGCAGAAGUACAGAAUACGAAGUCCCUCGACAUCUUAGUUCAUACGCUAGUACACGUUAUGUUUCAGUUGAUUAUACCAAUGGUCACGUGACUCUUCGGACAAACGGGUUACAAAAAGAACGGAAAUCCUCGCGAACAGAUAGACUAUUUAAUAAUGUUUACGACUGAUUUAUUUUCAUUGCAGCUCUGUUCUCCAUAUAACUGUUACCGCAUUAAACGAUUAAUUAUCCCA